Molecule: messenger RNA, 956 nt
Organism: Ochotona curzoniae (black-lipped pika)
Lineage: Eukaryota; Metazoa; Chordata; Mammalia; Lagomorpha; Ochotonidae
Gene: SKP1
Product: S-phase kinase associated protein 1
Exons: 6
Coding region: 105-596 (163 amino acids)
Biological process (GO): SCF-dependent proteasomal ubiquitin-dependent protein catabolic process
Cellular component (GO): nucleus; cytoplasm
Molecular function (GO): cullin family protein binding
Source: RefSeq, a predicted model, not a curated record
CGCCGCCGCGCGCCACCGCUCGAGCGGUCUUGUUCUCCGCCUUCUUGUUCGUGUCCCGCCGCCGCCUGCCCCUCAGGCCGCCGUGUCCACAAGCUCGAAACACCAUGCCUUCAAUUAAGUUGCAGAGUUCUGAUGGAGAGAUUUUUGAAGUUGAUGUGGAAAUUGCCAAGCAGUCUGUAACUAUCAAGACCAUGUUGGAAGAUUUGGGAAUGGAUGAUGAAGGAGAUGAUGACCCAGUUCCUCUACCAAAUGUUAAUGCAGCAAUAUUAAAAAAGGUCAUUCAAUGGUGCACCCACCACAAGGAUGACCCCCCUCCUCCUGAAGAUGAUGAGAACAAGGAAAAGCGAACAGAUGAUAUCCCCGUUUGGGACCAAGAAUUUCUGAAAGUUGACCAAGGAACACUUUUUGAGCUUAUUCUGGCUGCAAACUACUUAGACAUCAAAGGUUUGCUUGAUGUUACAUGCAAGACUGUUGCCAACAUGAUCAAGGGAAAGACCCCUGAGGAGAUCCGCAAGACCUUCAAUAUAAAGAACGACUUCACUGAAGAAGAAGAAGCCCAGGUACGCAAAGAGAACCAGUGGUGUGAAGAGAAGUGAAAUGUUGUGCCUGACACUGUAACAUUGUAAGGAUUGUUCCAAAUACUAGUUGCACUGCUCUGUUUAUAAUUGUUAAUAUUAGGCAAACAGUAGACAAAUGCAGCAGCAAAUCAUUUGUUCUGGCAGAAUAUUGUCCUCACUGCAUGUGUAGUUAUUGAGUACAGAUUCCAAACCUGAGUUUCCUCUACUAUGAUCGAAAGUUCCUGUUUUCUUUGCUCUGAAUAAAACAACUGUGGGUUCUUGAUAGAAAGUGACAUUUUGGGCUUUCCCUCUUCUAAAGCCAUUUCUGCCUAGUUUAUUGUCAGUUAACUUGAGUGAACUUUUAAAAGUUAGCAUUGUAAAUAAAACAACUUUCAAGAA